Ruditapes philippinarum (Manila clam) is the source of this 6111-nucleotide messenger RNA. RefSeq lists its product as uncharacterized. The transcript is spliced from 52 exons. NCBI's taxonomy places the organism in Eukaryota, Metazoa, Mollusca, Bivalvia, Venerida, Veneridae. Gene Ontology annotation, biological process: establishment or maintenance of epithelial cell apical/basal polarity; heterophilic cell-cell adhesion. Gene Ontology annotation, molecular function: calcium ion binding. Bases 5 to 5395 code for a protein of 1796 amino acids. Gene Ontology annotation, cellular component: protein-containing complex; plasma membrane. The record is from RefSeq and is a predicted model, not a curated record.
CAAAAUGAUUUCAUGGAGUUUAGUAUUACAAUUCAUUCUACUAGCAAGCUUUGGGUGUACACACGUAGAUGGUCAAGAUGGACAAUUCUAUGGAGCAGCUUUAAGCUCUAUGCUGGAAAAACAAGCUAAUGGCAGUUCUCUAAUUGUCGUCGAGCUUAUAACUGGAUGGGUACUUGGGAAGGGCCCAUGUGGACAGGCAUGUAGUUUAUCUGAUAUUGGUAGAGCUACACGUUUAACUAGACCUGGUGUAGUGUCAUCACAUCCAGGUUCUCUUGGCGACUUUACGCUGAAGAAUAAGAGACGCUUCACGAACACGCCAACAAUAACAAAUAUAAAUGCGAUAGUGGAGAAGACAUACAACGAAACUGUGAUUGACGUUGAUGAAAACAGACAAUGGGAACAGGAAAUCAUGCAUUUCAGCGUUUUAGUUGAAAAAUCGGGACAGUCAUUAAAAGGCUUUGACGGGUAUUCUAGGAAUAAUCUCUCCUUGCAAACAGGCAGAAAUAUGGAUCAUUGGUUUAUUGAAACACAUAUAAGAUCUGGUAUUCGAAGUGAUACAAAGACAGCAAAUAAAGGUCCCAGAUCCCUAAGCAGACCAUAUUACAGGGUUGCCUUAAACAAAGUUUCAAGGAUAAACAUUCCAACAUUAGAUGCUGAUGGAGACAUCGUUAAAUGUGAACAAUCAAUUCUUUCAGAAGGUGGAUCGAUCUCAAUGAACCCACCGCCAAAUAUCAAAAUUUUUGAUAACUGCACCGUUUACAUAAACGCAUCAUAUUCUGCGGGCUACAGAAACAACAGUUGGAUAGCCAUUCCAGUUAGUGUCCGGGACUACAAUAGAGAUGACAUUGUUUACGGUGCCGAUUUUUACACAGCAGGACAUUUUUCGCUAAGUACAUCCUCUGUUCAGUUUGCUGUUCAAGUAUUGGACAAUUUAGAACAACCUUUUUUUGUUGAACCGUCAUUUGAAAACAAUCAUGUUUUUAUCAUUUAUGCGGGAUCGACAUGGUCGGCGGAUAUUUACGCUGAAGCACCACAAAAUGCCACAAUCUAUGCAUUUAAAGCGUUUGGAAUGCAACAAGAAAAUGUUAAACUGCAAACUCCAAUUCAACAAGAUCCGGCACGUCCACAAAUAAGAUUUACAACUAUGAGUUGGAAUCCUACAGUUGUGGAUAUAGGAAGGCAUGUGGUAUGCAUCAAGGUCAAUGAUAGCAAUGGAAUUUAUUCCUUGGAGGACAGAUGUUUCUCUUUGAUUGUCCGACCUGACGUUUUCAAUUAUUCUUCAAGUUACACGCAGAAUAAGCCUGACUUUGUCGAUAUACCUUCACCAAAUCAAACGAUUGAUUGCACACUUCAUGCUACAUGCACUUUAGUUCUUAAUGUUAAAUCAGCAAUAAAACUAAAACACAUACUGGUGACUGAAAGCUAUAUUGACAAGUAUCAGGUUGGCGAAAUUCAAACUGGAACAUAUAAAGGUCAGCAAGUAUACAAAGCCUAUCUUACCCUUGAACCUACAAUGUUUGGAGACAAGAAAAUCUGUUUAAUAGCAAAGGAUGCAAAUGGAGGUGAAAGUGACAAUGUUUGUAUCUCAAGCCAUAUAGAACCCCCAGAUCCAUGCUCGUUACAUCCAUGUAAAAAUUCCGCUUCUUGUGUGAUGGAUCAUGCCACUGGUGGUUUUAAAUGUCAUUGUCUUCCAUUAUUCUUUGGCAGAGCCUGCGAAAAUAAGGUAGACAAAUGCUUUCCUUAUCCAUGUGUAAAAGAAAAUACAAUGACUUGUUUUGAAGGAAAAUGUUACUGUAAUCCGGGAUUCGCUGGAGAAAAAUGCGAUAUAAAUAUAUAUGACUGCCCACAAAAUGCCUGCAACGAUCAUGGAAUGUGUAAAGAUAGUAUAGGGAAUUAUACUUGUGAGUGUUUUGAGCGUUAUGCAGGAGUAAAUUGUGCGAUAGAUAAUUGUCCUUUACAAAAUAGAGGAACCAUAAAAUGCCCGGAAGUUGGCUGUGCAACAGACUCCUGCAAUGGUCGCGGUGUGUGCUCUACUGGGGGACACUGCACAUGUGCAUAUGGAUACUACGGACACCAAUGCGAAACACCGAAGUGUGAUAUUACAUGGACAUCUACAGGGAUUAUUUCACCUUCAGCCAAAGAUGGAAGUACACUUAUUUGUUAUACACAAAGUGACUUUAUUAUACCAUGUUCUUUGCGUGUUUUCUUCACUGGCAAACCCGGUUUAGUGCCAACUUUUGAUAUUGAAACAACGAAGGAAUUACAAAACAUCACCACUACUGGCCCUGCAAAGAAAUCAUCAGACCUACCUGGAUUUUCAACUAUCUAUUCAACAGAUAUAGAAAUAAGUGGAACCUUCAACAGUUCUAACUUUCAAUAUAUAUGUGUAAUGGCUACGUACAUAAACACAAAAUCUUCGGUUUGUUACGCUAUCAGCAUAAUUUCCAAUCCUGAAACGAUUACAGGAAGUCAAGAAUAUUUUCAUCGAAAUGCAAAAAUCAAAUUUGUCCAACCGACAUUCAAAGAUGGUAGCAAAAUAACACUAACUACAUGGGAAAGACGUCAGUUGUUAUUAUACACUUCGAUAAGAUCAAAUCGGUCUUCUUGUAAUAUGUCAACACCUGUUACACAUUUGAACGGAACUAUAAAUGGUGGAUGUGACAUUGAUGAUAAAGAUAAUGACGAUGGUGACACGGAUUUAGCUGCCAAAGAUGCCUCACCUUGCUGUGAAGACGUAAUUUCGUCGUCAGCAGGAGUGACUGUUUAUCCCACACAUCCAAGAGGACCAAAUUGCGUUACAGAAGCUGCAAUUCUAUUUGAUAGUGUUGGGGAAAACGAGAUCUGCUUCCAAUCAGCUUCUUCAGAAUACCAACAACUUUGUUACACAGUUCAAGUGUAUGCAAAAGACACUCGAGAUCCGUGUUUAAGUUCACCGUGCCAGAACAAUGGUUUUUGCUUUCGUACAGAUCAAGACAAGUAUAGAUGUGUUUGUUCGGACAAGUAUCACGGAGAAAAUUGCGAGAAAGGUCCCUGUCAACCGGCUGAUAACAACUGCCAGAAUGGUGCAUAUUGUCAAGUAGACAAUGGUGUUGCUACAUGUAUUUGUAAAGCUGGUUUCUUUGGGCCUACCUGCAAUGAAGAUCCAUCAAGUGUAUCCAACGGAUUUACAAAAUUCACAGAUACGGCUAAGCCAUCAUCUUUCUCCUGUGUAAUAUAUCAGCAAUGCGGAUUUUCUGUUAUCCUCUCCGGUCAACCUGCCAACAUACCCACAGUAUAUCCUGGUUAUAUCGAUCCAACUUUGUUACUGGAAGAAAUUAAAACUGUUGACAGAAAACCAAUUCCCGACAGCUUUCAGACUGAUGUGAUUUUGAAAGGUUUAGAGCUAGGUGAAAAAGAUUUGUGCCUACAGACAAAAGAUAUACAUGGAGUUAAUAAAGACGAAUUGUGUGUUAAAGUAAAUGUUGUCUCAGAUGUGAUUCUGUUAUAUGGUUUCAAGGACCGACCACACUUUAUAGAGCCAAGCUUACCUAACGCCGCCGAUGUCGAGUGUUUAGCUGGUGGCCCAUGCCACGUGCUUUAUCACGUGACAUCUGGUAGUGGACACGAAAAAGAAUGUGUAUCCAUCCAAGCACAGCCACCUACAGGCGGCUUUGUAAACUACCAUAUAUUUUCAACAUGUGACAAUUGUAUAACCGGCAACGCCAAGCCAAGUAACGGAAACUGCACUGUGGACAUCUCCGUGUUGAAUGAAAUUGCUGACAAAAACACUAAUAGAACCUUUUGUUUAUCUCUCUUUUUGAAAGGGGCAGUGGUAGAGGAAGGCGAAACGCGUUGUUUCAACAUACAUAUUAAAGAUCCAAAAAACAUUGUAAAGAAAGGUUGUCAAGCACACGAAUGCAAAAAUGGUGGAUUUUGUGAUGGUCAUGAUCCAGCUAAUCCGGUUUGCUUUUGUGUCGAGGGAUUUUCAGGUCCAACCUGUGAGUCAGCAAAGGUCGACAGUCCUAUGACAGGUAAUCAGACCCAGACUUUAAUUGGUGACAUAGCGGUUCCAACUAAUAUAAAAUGUAUGGUAAUGAAGACUUGCGGCAUAUCGUUCCAAAUUGUUUCAAAAACAGGAUCUUUCCCAAAAGUGUCCCUUGGUUAUCACGAUCCACAUUUGAAAGUGGGAUCUCCAUUGGUCAAAGCCCUUGGAAAUUCUACGACUGUUUUCCAUGGACAAGCUGUCACUACACCAGACACCGCCGGAAACUUCAAAUUUUGUUUUCAAGUAAUUUUAAACAGCAAAACAGAUGAUGAAAUGUGUGUCAAUGUUGAAGUUUCGAGUGAAGUCGACGACACAAGGAACCAGUACUUUCCUUACUUUCUUCCACCAACAUUGUCGUCUGAUGCAAUGGUUGUGUGUUCGACAGGGAAACCUUGUCAUUUUGAUACGUAUUUUACUUCUGGAGAUCAGUUCGGAUAUGCCGGAAGAUGUCCUAUUUUGACGGUAACAAGCCGCAAUCUAGCCAACAUUGUACAUAUCUUUGAUACUAAAAGGAUAAGCUCAGAGUGUAAUGCUGAUGUGUCUUAUUUGACACCGUCAAAAGCCGGCGAACAUAUGUUGUGUCUCCAAGUAUCUUUACCAGGGAAGAAGGGUGAAGAAAUAUGCUACAACAUUAAAGUUUUAUCCGACGUAAGGAAAGAAGUAUUAUCACCUUGUCUUGGACAAUCAUGUGCCAACGAUGGGACGUGCAUAGCUGAUUUCAGAUCAACUCCUCCUAAAACGUUUUGUUAUUGCGCUGUAGGUUUCUCAGGGCCCGAGUGUCGUACAGCUGAAGUUGCAAGUAGCACAGAUAAAAUGUGUUUUUCCUGCACAGACCUUGUAGAUCUAUCAUUCUGUGACGCUGUAGAGCACUGUCAGAGUAACGAAAUAUGUUUUGUUGAAAAGUAUACCUUAGCUAAUGGUCAUAAACAUUACAAAUCUGGGUGUAAAGAUAGACAGACAUGUUACAAUCAAUCGAUUAAUGGAACAUCAAGCUGUCUUCAGUGCUGUGAGAACAGUUUUUGUAAUUCAGAAGGAUGUGGUGGAACAGCUUUUCCACCCCGACAAUCGCGUGGUCCAUUGUGUCUGGAUUGUGCCCAUGUAAGCGAUCCGAUAGAUUGUGACCAAGUGGCAUUUUGUUCUUCGGACGAGUCGUGUAGGGUGGAAAAAGUAAAAUGGGGCGAUGCAUAUCUGUAUCAUUUAGGAUGUGAAAGUACACUUCAAUGUUCGUUUGAAAUAAGCAGAAGAGCUGUUGAUAUACGAUCAAUAGAGACAAGAUCUGCAGCAGUAUGUCAUGCUUGUUGCGACGGCGACUUUUGCAACCGAAACUGCUCAAAUCAUCUUCCGGACAACCAAGGAAUAAUCGUUGGAUAGACACCGGCUGUCAUAGUCUAUUUAUUUGUAACCAUAUGAUACAAAUAUUGUAAAAUACUUAAAACUCAUAAUCAGACAAUAAAACAGUAUUUGUUUUAAAGUUAUACAAUAUAAACUUUGUUUUCUCGUUUAAGGUACAAAAAUGUUAUACCAGGGUUCACAAAUAAUAUGUAUAUUACAUUAAGUGUUCCAUAAUCAAGCCCGUUUGAAGAUAUAUGCAGAUUAAGUUUUAAUUCAAAAUUCUACCAUUUGAAAAUUGCUGUUUAAUCUGGUGCUAGGGGGCGUGGGUAAUAGCUCACACCUACUGCCAUGCAUGAAUAGACUCAAACAAUUCGAGCCUCUAACAUUAUGUCUUUAUUCUAUUUAUAAGAUAUUUGUAAUUUGCUUAUUUUGAUAGUAUGAUGUUUGCAAUCUAGUUUGUCAAAACAUGAAGAUAUUAUUUCUUUUAUAGUUCGAUCAUUUGAUUUAAUCUUCAUAAUGUUAGAAUUGAAAGAAUAAGAAAGUUCACCAGUUGGCGUAUGUUUAAUAAAUUCCUCAGUUGGCGUAAGUUUAAUAAAUUUACACUUUAAAAAAGGACUUAGAGUUAGACAAAAGGAACUAUCAAAUGGAUCUUAUGAUACAUGGAACAAAAUGUCGAUGAGUGAUAAUUGAAUUUGUAUUAAAAUCUUAUGUAUUCCUUUAUAUUAUUAUAUUAGUGUCAAAUAAAAUAAAAGGUU